Molecule: messenger RNA, 441 nt
Organism: Didymella exigua CBS 183.55
Lineage: Eukaryota; Fungi; Ascomycota; Dothideomycetes; Pleosporales; Didymellaceae
Exons: 1
Coding region: 1-441 (146 amino acids)
Source: RefSeq, a predicted model, not a curated record
AUGUAUCCGAUCGAUGCUUACACACUGAAGCUUGAGCGCUUUGACGAUGAAGCGCGCAUCCCACCUUACGCCAUCCUCUCCCACACUUGGGGCGAGUCCGAGGUCACUUUUGAACACAUCCGCAAACUGAACGAGUUAGAUGGUCUUGGAGCCUGGAAUAUACGCAAGACAUGUGAGCAGGCUCUCAAGGAAAACCUCUGCUACGCGUGGGUGGACACGUGUUGCGUUGAUAAAAAGUCAUCAGCGGAGCUGAGCGAAGCCAUCAACAGCACGUUCCGAUGGUACCGGCAGUCCUUUGUGUGCUACGCAUUCCUUCAAGACGUCACACAUGGUGGCGAGGACAUUUUCGAAGAUCUGACGGGCGCAAGGCGGUCCACAAGAGGGUGGACGCUGCAAGAGCUCUUCGCACCACCGCAUAUGGCACUCUACGACCAAAGGUGA